CCGGCGGAGGAAAGAGAGAAGAGGGGAAAAAGACGGAAAACAAAAGGUAAGCAAGGGAGAAUAAGAAAGUGGGAGGAGGAAGAGGCGGAGCGAAGAACAUGGCGGGCAAAAGUAAAAGUAAGUAUCGUCCGAGAAUACGACGUACGAUAUAUUCCCUUAAAAUACAAUAAUUGUAUACCUCUGGUAUCAUAAUCAUACAUUUCCCACUUGGCAACACUGACCAGGGUUAUCAAUAAAUGUUGACGCCAUCUUGGAAUGAGUUACACGGCGGCGCUUUUGUAGCCGUUUUUAAGCCACUUUUGCAGUAGUGGGAAGCCUGAUUUUAGAGGCUUAAGUACUUCUCAGAAUACAGUUAUAUAUUAAAAUUAAUGUUUGUUCUUCAUGAAAUAAAUUGAUGCCAAUUUUACCUUUAAAGUUAGUCUUUUUGAUACUUAUAUAUUUCCCCAGGUCCUUGCUAUUCACUGACCCCAGUUCUAAGUGAUGUUGUGAUGGACAUGUUUACAGCAGGCGUGUUUCCCCCAUAGAUUUCUAUUACCCUCACAAGAUGCUAAUGAGUGAUGAUAUCACAGCCCUGUGUUUUUAUCCUCAGAGGACGGCACAGAUACUGGUCAAAAGUGAAAAUGGGCUCACGGAGCUCCCAGUGGUCUUUGUUUCCGGCAGUUAUUUUCCCACAGUGUGAAUAGAGAAUCAGCAGGUCUUCUUUAUUAGGUAUCGCAAUAAUCACAUUAUCACCUCUUUUAACCUGUCAUCUUGAUGCCAUCUUUCAGCCAAGUAGGUUUUAUUUUUUCUGUUUCUAAGCACCAUGACCAAAGGAUAAGUGCUACCUUUUAAUGCAUAUUUGUUUUUCACCGGUGCAGUUGGACUUUCAUUAUCAGCAGCAAACAGACUGUCAGUGGUAUAGUAGAGACAGAUAUCACGUUAAAGAGAGAGAAAAAAAACCCCAGAAAGAUCUCAAAGGAGUAAAACGGCUGCCGAAUCAGGGAAUCUAACCCAAAUCUAUUUCAUUUCUGAGUCCCUCGAGUGGAACAUGUCUUUGAGGAGAAAUGAUUUGCAUAUAAACUGUCCUCUCAUUAAAUCCUCAUUUAUUUUUACUCUGGAGUGAUCCAGGUCCUUGUUAUGAUAACUGUACUACACAGACCACAGUUGAUGUUUCUUAAAUCUUUGUGUAGUUUAUUGGACAUCUGUUUCUGUGACUCUGUGUUUUCACCUGAACCACAUGCAAGUGGACACUUGUUAAAACUUGGCCAUGUUUUGGUCCACUGAAAAAAACAAAAAACAACUGAAGACUUGAUCACAGUUGGAUUCUUUGCCCAAGUUUAACAAUUCAGUUCUCAAUGGCUGGAUACUGUGGCUUAACCUUUAAAUGGUAACGCGACAUUACAUGCUCCGCCCACCUAUUGGAAGCUUGAGGGCGACUUCAGUAACCAUGGCAAUGGUUGAGCAGUGACAGAAAAAAGUCCACCAUUAAAUAGGCCGAAUCUAACAAUCACAUGAGCAAUCAAAUGUUAUUUUUUUGUUAGCAUGUGCAGUAGGGUGGUGAAUGCCAUUUGACAGGUAUGAUAGAUGACUGGAUGGAUGGAUGGAGGAAUGGAUGGACGAACGGACGGAGGGAGGGAGAGACACCAGAGAGCUAACAUUUACUGCAGUAGUCGUCUUGAGAAUAAAAUCCUUCUCAACAUUUCACCCUCAGAGGGAAAUGGUACACUGUUUUUGUCACCCAGCCCUUUUAAUCAUGUUGUGUUAAUUUCUUUUUCUUUAGCUGCUCCAUUGUCAACUGAGAGCCUCAUUGCGUUACUUUUUUCCCCCUCACAGACAGGCCUGGGCCUCUGCAUGCUGAUGAGUUUUUAAUUGUAAGAGGAUUAAUUCAGUUGGGAUCCAAGUCAACAUGGUGUGAAUGUCUCCACCACAUAGUCAGCUGUACACUGACGCCAACAGAGUCAACACAAGUGUCUUCUACAUGGGACAGUUGGAAAGCCAACUCUCGCCUCCGUGUUUACUUCAUGUUUACCUGACAAUCUGACACCGGGGUUUCCUUCAAGGGAAAAUGUCCUAACGGCCCCGGUUACGGUUUUACAAGGUGUUCCUGAAUGCAACAGUUGCCUUGACAUCUGUACACAUGACUGCCGGAGCUGAUUAAAGAGGCAGCCGAUUUUUGAAGUCAUUAACCGGCGACAUGUUAAAGAUCUCAGAAGGUGCUGCUAACAUGGAGGAAGAACAGCCUGUUCAGUCCCAUAAACAAGAGCCAAAGAGAAAGACGAAGCAGAAACAACAAAGUCCGUUCAAAGUUCCAGACAGAAACGGCAUUUUACUACUGAAACAACGUGAAAAGGAGCAAAAAGAGGAGAUGCGGAAAUUCCUGGCUCUGCCCAUCGACAAGAAGACGUUCCACGCUGCACAGAUGACGUCCAAGCUGAGGAAGGAGCUGGCAGGAGAACUGGAGGAGGAGGGAAAAGAAAAGACAAAAGAAAAGAGUCUAAAACAAAACGAGGGAAAAACAACUCCUCCUAAACAACAAUCAGCGAGACAUAAGUUGAAAAUGGCCAUGAUGAAAAGAGAGAAUGUUACAAGAGACAGCAAACAUGACUUAAUUUCAAUGGAGCGGCUUAAGGCAGUCUUAGAGUUAUCACUCAUGACGAAGAGGUGUGAAAUUGAGAAGAUGGACCAGACCAUUUCAAAGCAGGAAAAAGAACUCAAACAACUCGAAACGAUGAUUGAGAAAGACAACCUGAGCUUUGAAGAGUUCCUCAGAGAAAAUGAGAAGAAGUCCGUGGAGGCUCGGACAUUUUUUGAACAGGAGGCCAAGUCUAAACAAGAGAAGAACGCUGAGAUCAAGAAGUUGACUGCCGAAAUAGGGACCAUCAAAAGUGACCUUAUCAAGUUUGAAGAAACCCUGGUUGAUUACAGGAGAUACAAGGAGCUUCUGUUUAAGCUGGCACCACCUGAGUGGCAGGAGGCACAGAAGGUGAAGAAAAGGGCAAAUAAAGAUUUGUCCGACAAAGAUUCAGCAACGAUGAAGGAGUCCAGUUCAGAUGGAGGAGAACCGUUGUCUGUCAGAGAGAACCCACUGUCCACAGUCUACAGUGAAACCCGGAUAACAGGCUGUGAACAGGACGAUGACAGCUCAGAGUACGAGGACGAGCCGGAACUUUAUUUUACUGAUCCUCAACAGCUUCUAGAUCUGGUGAACGAGUUGACAGAGCAGAACCUGUCACUCAUUCAGAACUCCACGAGGUUGGAGGAGAUGGUGGACGAACUCCAACAAUCCAUUCAUACGGCUGAGAAGAAAAUCGAACAGGAUGAAGAGCAGCUAACACGACAAAUAACUGACAUCAACCAAAAAAUCCUUCAAGAGAAAGCGAGAGGCAACAGGCUCAAACAGAAGGUGCAGCUGCACGUGUCGCUGAACACUGAAGACCAGGACAUGAUGCUGGACAGUCUUGGCGAAAAGGUGUCAGCGGUUCAUCGCACCUGCGUGAACGACAGAAUGACCAACCUCAGCACUUUGGAGAAGCUGGCCAGUAUCGAGAACCACCUGUCUCUGCUGCUGCAGAGCCUGGAGAACAUCCCCGAAGAAAACCUGGUGAUGAUGAAGAAAAUCAAGGACAGCGAGAGGAGAGCAAGGGAGCGUGAAGAAAAGCUGAGGCAGCAGCGAGAGAAGCAGAAAGAAAGGAUGAGAAGGUAUUUGGAGCGAUCCCUGGCAGACUCCAAGAGAGCAAGUGGGAGGAAGCUCAUGCCCAGAUACAUGCCUGUUGUUCAGAAAGUGAAAGUCACGAGUGUGGAGAACAUCCAUGCAGAGGACGAACUGCAUGCUUACCUCUUUACUUCUGAUGACAUGGAGUAAAAUGUCUCUGUGUAGUCUAGCUAGCUGUUACCUGUCACAAUGAAAACAUUUGUUAGAUUUUGCCUAACUUCCCUUUGAUUCAGAAAUAUUACAACCUUUGUAUGUGAAAAAGUAGAACUUCACAUGUUUAAAAUAUAAAAGUAAAUAUAACAUAAUUUUAUUCCAAUGAGGUUCAUAUAGUGAAGGAUUCCUGCAUAAUUAUUUUUUCACUAUGACUUUGUCUGUAGUAUAUUUCUUUAAGAGGCUGCCUUACUGUCUAAAAAUACCCAUAAUUGUUCAGUUAAUCUAAUGUUUUAUUUGCAUGUUUUUGAUUUUGUAAAGCAAAGACGCCCCCCAGAGGUGGCCCGGAACGGCCACGGUCACCCUUAGAAAAUCGCUGUCCCUCUCAGUAUACCCUCAGUAUUGU
Messenger RNA from Cynoglossus semilaevis (tongue sole), 4247 nucleotides. It is a transcript of the gene cfap100, whose product is annotated as cilia and flagella associated protein 100. The record is from RefSeq and is a predicted model, not a curated record. NCBI's taxonomy places the organism in Eukaryota, Metazoa, Chordata, Actinopteri, Pleuronectiformes, Cynoglossidae. Bases 2174 to 3841 code for a protein of 555 amino acids. The transcript has 17 exons.